AAGGCAGUCAGGAACCUGGACCAGCAUCUGGGUUUUUCCUGGGUGGCUUGAGUGCUCCAUCAGGUUCCCUAAGGUUUGAGAGCUGAGAAAUAAUAGAUAUAUAUGAGAGGAGAUCUGAGAGGAGAGCUGGGACUUUAUAGCUGUUAAUCUGACCUUCAUUUCUGAGUUCUGCCCCUGAAAAAGGCUAGCUAACUCUACACCUGUAAGGAGAAAUGAAAUUUAAAUUGGACACAGCGAUGGCCAAGUGGGAUAGAGAGCUAGGAGUGUAAGUAAAUGUAAGCAAACUCAUACGUUACUGUGGUUGGCUUCCCUUGCACAAGGAGUAUAUUUUUUGCCUUUACAGUGGAUGGGGGAGGGGAUGGAGGAAGGAAGAAAAUUUGAAACUCAACAUUUUUUUUUAAAGAAUAAAAAUUAAAUUUAUAAAGAAUUUUAUUUUUAGUUAAUGUUAUAGAAAUAAAAUUUAAAAAAAAACAAGCAGAUAAUAUAAAAGACAGAGACAGACAUAGAGAGAUUUUUUUAAAAAAUAAAAUCAUUCCCCUCUCCCAUCAGGAGUCUUAAAGAUUAAUUGAGUCAGGUUAAUGACAAAGUCCUCGUUGAGAAGCAUCACCCUCUCCACCCUUUGUUGCUGGAACCAGGUACACUAGUUGAGACACAUGGAGCCCACUCCCCUGCAGUAACCAAGGAGCUUCCCAAUCCUGGGGCUGAUGCUUGCCCGUUCUGAGGAUGGCACCACGUCCCCGUUUCCCACUAGGAAGAAGCCUGACUCAGGAUACUCCUGGACAGUGAUCCUGAUGUCUCUGCUGUGCAGAGCGUUCAAGUGUGUGAUAACAUUUGGGCUGGGGACUGUGAGGAGGCAGCAUGGCCUCUGCGGAGCCCCUGACGGCACUGUCGCGCUGGUACCUCUACGCCAUCCAUGGCUACUUCUGCGAGGUGAUGUUCACGGCUGCCUGGGAGUUUGUGGUGAACUUUAAUUGGAAGUUCCCGGGGGUCACCAGUGUCUGGGCCCUCUUCAUCUACGGCACCUCCAUCCUGAUCGUGGAGAAGAUGUACCUGCGCCUGCGGGGCCGCUGCCACAUCCUGGUCCGCUGCCUCAUCUACACCCUCUGGACAUACCUCUGGGAGUUCACCACGGGCUACAUCCUUCGCCAGUUUAAUGCCUGCCCCUGGGACUACUCCCAGUUUGACUUUGACUUCAUGGGUCUCAUCACCCUGGAGUAUGCCGUGCCCUGGUUCUGUGGAGCCCUCAUCAUGGAGCAGUUCAUCAUCCGCAACACCCUGCGCCUGCGCUUCGAGCAGCACGCUGAGCCCAGCGGCCCCACCGCCCCGCUGGCGCUGGCCAAUGGCCACGUCAAGACGGACUGAGGGGUGUCCCCCGGCCUGGACAGCGGCCCCGUGAACAAAACCAAACGGGAGGAGCUGCUCUCCCUCCCCCAGGGCUUCUCCCUGCCCUGCACACACACAGACACACACAGUCUGCACCCGUGCCCCUCACCAGAGCCCUGUGUGUGUGUGUGUGUGCGCAGGGGUAACACAGGCGGUGGGCACGAAUAGCUCCCUAGGGCAGAAGAGGAGAGCAGAGUCCUGGGACUUGGAAAAAUAAUGCCCCCACCCACUGACUGUGGGCUUUAAAAACUGGGUGACAGGUGAUUCCUGGAGGUCACCCAGGAGACCUCCCUCACCCCUUUUCCUGGGCUCCCUCCCCCCACACCCACCACUGCCCUUUGGUCUGGGUGAAGUUAGCAGUUGGCUUGUUCUAUUAGGCAAUAUUCAGGUGCUUGCUUGCAACCAAUACCUCCCAUGGGGCCCGAGGAGCUGAAGGAUCAGAAAGAGCUUGGCCAUGGCUGAGAGACAGCUUGGCAGCCAUGCUCUGCAUGCACAGGAGAUGGAGGCAGAGGCCCUCCCUGCUGCCCCCUUCCCUGUAGCCCCAAAGCUGCUUUCUUGGUGUUUUCUGGGGCACUCUGGUGCUGGAUCCCCAUCAAACUUGGACUUUUGAAGGACUUAAUCUUCAAGUGCUCCAUGGAGUUUCCCCUUUUUCCCCUCUUCUUCCUUUUUAUUUUUGAACUAAGGGCGGCCUGCCUUUCUUGUCUCCUUCCCUUACAAGCCAACAGAAAAAUUCCCAGAGAUAGAAACCUGAGAAAUCUUCUCCACCUGCUCCUACCCAUCUUUAUUUUUUGCUUAUUUGCCAUAUGUUCUAGGGAGACGACACAGGCAGCAUCUUCCCUCCCAAAUUGUCUACUGUGAAAGCAUCUGGCAUCAUGGGCACUGGGCUUGUGACGGUGUCCCCCGGUGCUGGCUCCCUUCUCCCUUCUCAUAGCCACUCUCUAACAGCCUUGCUGGAGGUUCACAACCCAUUGAAUCCAUGUAAGAAUUAGGUCCAGUAGGGCCUGAAGAGGUAGUAUCUUGUGUCCUGGAAGAAUUUUUGAGAGGUUUUCCAAAUAAAGAUUGUAGGGAGAAGGGAGAAAGGGGCAGAGAUGGAGGAUGGGAUCUAAAAGAUGAAGGAUAUUUGUAGAAUAUCUGUGCCAUGAUUGAAUGAGAGAGAGAGAGAGAGAGAGAGAGAGAGAGAGAGAGAGAGAGAGAAUGAAUAUGAGAUUGAUUCUACUUUAGGAAAUCAGAAUUUGAGAAAGGAGCCCAAAGGAGAGAGGUAAUAUUUUAGGCUUAGGUGAUACUUUGGAAUAUUCAGAUGAGAACAGGCUCAGAACUUGGUGCUGGUUUUCAUUAUCUCACAGCCCCCAAUUCCAUGUUGCCUUCUCAGGGCUGCUACUUCUAGCCCUUUGUCCCCAUAAACAGGGCUCUCUCUGUGAACUCCUUAUUCAGUAUUAACUGUACUCUAUGGAGGCAUGAUUUUAGUCCCCCAGCCCCUAAAGCCCUUCCACUCCUGGGACGUGUCCAUUGCUGGCAGUGGACAGGUAUUCACCCUAGCUCACUUCCAGCUCACCCAACCAGCACAAAGGAGUUAAUUAACCCUACUAUGCCCUGUGGUACAGUGUUUCCUGAUUCCAGGACACUUAGGUAGAAAUUAGUAUCAUCCCUUUUUAUAAAUCAUUAAAAAUGCCAAGACUACCAACUGUAGAAAGAAACUCCUCGUCCUUGCUGUCCUACCCAGUCUGUAUAGACAGCAUCACUCACAGGUGGGACCAAAGUUUGGAGGUUGGGGGUGGGGAAUAUGGAGGGGAGUAGGAAAAAAUAGCUUGGAGGGAUUAAUUUAGCGCACAAAUGUUUGCUGUUGUCCUAGGCUUAGAGCAAUGACAUAAGAAGUUCUGGGUUUUGCUUCCUGGAAAAAUUCUCCAAAAAUAGGGAUUAAUCCUAUUUGAAGAUUGUCCUCCCCUCCCACAAGGACAUAGAACACUCAUUUCUUCCUGGGUGAAAGUGGGUUAUGGGGUAUAAAUUGCUUUCUAUCAAUCAAUCAUGAGAAUUGGUGGUUGAGGGGCGAGAUUGGGCCUAUGAUUUCAUCAACAUUGGGAACUGUCAAUGUUGAAGAAACUUGAUGCAACUCAUCUAUAACUUGAGUCUUAAAAACUUCCUAUGGCACUAAGAAAUUAAGUGAUUUGUGUAGUAUGUGUCAGAAAAAAGACUUUAAUCUAGGUUUUCCUGACUUCCAUAUUAGCUUCUUAUAGUCCUUAUGUCAGACUGCCUAACAGGGGUCCUCAAACAAUGGCCCGCGUGCCAAAUGCAGCAGCUGAGGACGUUUAUCCCCCUCACCCAGGGCUAUGAAGUUUAUUUAAAGGCCCACAAAACAAAGUUUUUGUUUUUACUAUAGUCCGGCCCUCCAACAAUCUGAGGGACAGUGAAUUGGCCCCCUAUUUAAAAAGUUUGAGGACCCCUGUGAUUAGAGAGGGAAGCAUGUAGUUCCUUUAGCUAUAAAUUUCAUAAUUGCUACCCACCUUCCACCAAUCACCCAAUCUUCAUAUAGUUAUAGUCUGGACCGAGUCACUGCUAAUGCCACUGUAAGAAUCAUAGUGUAUCCUGUGCCCCAGGGCUCUCUUCAAAGACUCUGGAUUCUCAGAAACCAGGCUUCAUCCUGGGGGCUGACCCCAAAAGGGUCCUUGUCACUCUUUGGCUCCUAACCCAACUCUGAGGUAGAUAUCCUGAAUAAAGCUUAGGUAUGGCUUGUGUCUUAAGUGUUCCCAUAUGUGGGUAAUAAGUUUCUCCACUUCUGCACAGGUAUUCUGUAUCCAGGAUAGGUAUGAGACUAUAUUUCCUCUAUCACAAAAAAAAAUGCAUUUGGAUAAUUUUAAUUAAAAUGAAUAAAGAGGGUAUCACCAGAGCCCAAGUACAGAUACAGAUAAAGCACUCAUAUAAUGUCCUAACUCCCUAAAGGAAAAGGCAUUUUGAGACUGCUUAAUAAACGCUCCCCAUUUACCUUCUAUCACAAAACAAGCAACUUGUAGCAAUAUUACUUAGUAUUGGCAAUGUCCAGAUCUCUUAGCCCAUGUAACGUGGCUUUAGUUUUCCAAUUUAGGAUUAUCCUUUUCAAAUUGCAUACACUGAGAAAAUCUAUAAAACUCAGGAACUCUUGUUUGGGAAUCUAGAACUUGGAAAACUCUCUAACUCAGGAUUAUCCUUAAGGUAAUAACCCCAAAACUGGAAAUAUCCAUUCUCAAGAUCACUAGUCCCUGACCUGAGCUCAGGAAAAAAAAAGGAGACAGACAGGAACUCAGUCUUGCCAGGGUGAACAGAAAUUGCCAAGUGCUUCUGCUGCGAUUAAUACAUUCUGCUUACAGGGAGUGAGAAGGGUGGAAAUCUCUUUUCCCACCUUUCCCUAUCAUUUGGCAUUUUAGUCUGGAAAUCCAAAAGAGUACCUCCCAAAAAGCCAAAUUGACAUCUGAGCUCAUCAUAAAACACCAUGAGGAAGAGGGGAUUUUUCUGCCAAGAGACUGCUGGGCACCAGGCAUCUUAGAGACAGCUGUAGUCCCUGAGACCAUUCAGAGGAGAAUCUUGUGUCUUUUCAGUAAGGGGCUACUAUAGAAGAUGCUCUUCUGACACAGAUCCUGUAAUUUUAUCAGUUUGAUUGGGCUACCUGUCAAAUUGAUCGGGGACUCCUUAAUCAGCAACCUUUCCAGCUGGAUUUAGAGUUGAAAGGGAUCUUUCGUCAUCUUGUCCAACAGCUCAUUUUAAGUGACUAAAAUUUGAACCCGCGUCUUCGGAUUCCAAACUUUCUAGUUUGCCACAUAAUCCACUUCUAUCAUCAAACAACUCCCCUUUUUUCCUCUUCCUUUUGAUCCCUUUCCUUACUCAUAUUUGCUUGCCCACAAACCUAGAAAUGGAAGCCCCAUCUGCUUACUCCAAGAACCUUGUGCUGCAUUACAGAUAGUUGGCCCUAGGAUUCUCGUGGAAAUCCCCAGAUUUCUCUAGAGGAAAAGCUGCUUCUGGUUUUUAUGCCCUCCUUUCCUCCCUCCCCAGGUGAGCUGGAGAGUGAGUCAUUCUUCAGUUUGGGUGAGCCACUUCCUAUUCUCUUACUCCACUCUUCUCGCUUUGAUGCUAAUGACUCACAAUGGCCUGGGCUUAUUUGUAGCAAUAAUGAUUGUCCUCCAUACCUGAGAAGACGGCCCCUGAGCUAGAUUGGUAGGUUAUUUAUGUUUGGCCAAUGCCUUCCAUUCCUCCCAGAAUUCUAUAUCUAGUCUAAAGGCCCCUGGCUAGGGAGUCCUUUGAAAGGAAUUUAGUACAGCUGAAUACAGCUCUAGAACUAAAUACAGGGGCUCAUUAGACUUCCAUGUCCCCCAUCCCACACACCCCCAUGGCCUCUACUCUCUCUUCCUCUUUUACACAUACAUCAACAAGUUAGCACUGAUGAUUACAUUGAUAUGUUUUUUUUUCCCCUCCAUCCUAGAAGAAUGCAGAUAGCCCAUUUCUAAUUUAUAGUUUCAAAGAGAGACACCUGGGACUUCCAGGUGUUAAGUGAAUGGUCCAGGAUCACAUCAUUAGUUUGAGUCAGGUCUUCUUUACCACAAUUCCAGUCUUCUGCCCCCACCACACUGCCUUUACUUUAUAAACAUAAAUUAAGCUGAAAUCUGUAUUCUAGGACUGUUUUUGUUCCUUCUAUGUAGGAUUUGUGGGGGCCUGUUUCAGUCAAGUACCAUUAAGGCCACACUUCAUGUUUCAUUAAACAAAGCCCAUUUCUGACAAAGGUGCUAAUAGACAGGGACCUUUCUCAACCCACCCACUGCAUGGGACUAUCCUCAUCUCAUAGUAGUUCUUGGGACUGCCUCCUGGCUUUUCUUAGGGAACUUUUUCUUUGGAACUUUUUGACACUCUACUAGAGUAUCUUUGCUUAACGUUGUCUAGUGUCCAUCUCAGUUAGGUAAGUAUAAACUGAUUUGGAUGUCAUUUACACCACCCACCAUGAUGGGGCUGGGAGCCUAAGCAGUCUUACUUAAUUACGUGAGGGAGAAAAUUCCAAGAAUCUCCUUGGAUGAGCUUAAUUGAGCUAUAAUGCUUUCUGCUAUGGAGAAAGAGUGGCUUUGUGAACUCAAAGGAAGGGUUUUCUCUGUUUUAUGAGCCCUGUUUCUUCUCAAGAAUGGGGCCCUGGGCAGAUGAGAAGAGGAUGAUAAGUUUUCUUUUCCUCCCCCCCACCUCAGUUGAAUAGUCCUAAAAGACUUUUAAACCAGAAAAGAUGCUUUCCUUACUCUUGCCAGUUAACUCAAGAAAGUGGCCCUUCUCUGACCUACUCUUCUCCUUGCCCCUUGCCCAGCCCACCACCAGCCUCCAAGCUGAAUGAUGGUAUACCAGCACGCUCUUUCCACAAUGAAGUCCAAGAUAAUAAUAAAAAUAAUAACUAAUAUUUAUCUAGAGCUUUAAAGUUUGCAAAGCUCAUAUAUAAUAUAUUCUCAUAUAUGUAUAUCUAUGUGUAUAUAUGUAUACACACACACACACAGUUUCAUUUUAUCCUCACAACAAUCCUAAAAAGGUUGACAUCUUAUAAAUGAAGAAACUGAGACUCAGAAGUUAAGGCCACACUAGAAAACUUUUUGGUUGUGAACCAAGUGGGACUUGGGCUCACUAGUUAGCUAGGGCCUGGUAUCUGCCAACUUAUACCAUGAGUUUUCUGAGUAGAUGACUCCUUCCUUUUUAAGACACUUAUUCCCAUUGGCUCACAAAUGUGGCAAAUGCCACUAAUUAAAGGGGAUCCAAAAACUAUACGUUGUCAAAAUGUAAAUACCUCAAGGGGUUCCCUUAUUAAGCUUCAUCAGAUCAUUCACACUUCAGUAUGUAUUUAGUAAUUCAACAAACAGCUAUUAAGCCCUACUGUGUGCACAAAGUGGCAAGACAAGAUUGCAGAUCAGCCAGUUCAUGGAAUAGAGUAUGUGAAAUAAAGCUGUAGAAGCAGCAGCAAAAAUACCAGACCAAGCUUUUUGGGCAUUACAUAACCAUUAAAGGAUGAUGAGCAGUGAAAAUUGACCAGGACUUGAGUAUGAGGGGGUUUUCCAUAUUUCUUUCUUAAAAGCAGAUUUUGAUAGGAAAAAGCAAAGAGAGGACAAGUUGCUUAAGGAGGAUUAAAAAGGACACAAAAAGGGGAAGAUAAAAACACCUAAGACAAACCUCUGAGAUUUCACCACUUGCCUGAGAUUAGUCCUCCACAGUGGGCUCUUUUCCUCACUCCUCAUUCCCCGAGUCCUACUCAAAUGAAAUGGUCAAGAUGGCAUUAGUGGAAUUCCCCUUGUAUUCCCAAAGCUAAGGGCCCUGGGCCCUCUAGCUCUGUCUAAUACCCCUCUGGAGGCUAAUGAAUCAUGAAUAAAUGACUGGAGAGCUCUCGGAAGUUGAGACAUUAUCCUCAUCUGAUGUCCUAAUGAGUUCAAGGCACCUGGGCCUGCCUUCUGAUAGAUUUGUACAAUGUUAAGGCUGGAAGGGACUUCAGGGAUAACCUAAGCCAACUGUUCAUUUUACAAAUGAAGAAAUUAAGUCUGAUAGAAGGAAAGUGAUAUGGUGAUCAGUGCUUAGCACAAAGCUAGCACUAAAUCCCAAGCCUUCUAAGUCUAAUAAUCUUCCCUUAUUCCCACCUCCCGUCCCCAACCUAAUAUUUCUUCAAUGGAGAAAGCUCCCUGCUCUACUUUUUCUGCUGAUUCAGUGGGUACCUUUUCUGCAAUUUUUAUAUAAGCCUUGAAGAAUUCCUGGGGCAACUGAGAGGUUGUAACUUACCCAGAAUCACAGAAGUACUAUAUUACAAGGGCAAGAUUUGAACUCAGGUGUUCCCUGAAUCUAAGUUCAGUUUUCUAUCCCUUAUGACAUCCCCCAAAAUGUUGAUUUUUUUUUUAGGGAUUCCUUGAGGAUUCCACCAACUUCUAUCAUCAUGAUUUUGCUCACAUGGAUCCCCUACUCUUGCCUGGAUGGCCACUAAUGGGGAUGAUUUUAUUAUAUUGAAGCCCCUUCCAUGGGAUCCAUGUAUCAAAAAGACUGUCCUACUUUUGUUAUGUAUUUUUGUCCUUGGGCAUUUAUCCAUUUGAAACAAGUAGGAAGGCAAUGUGAUAUAGUCGGGAUUCUAGCUAAUAUGUGGCCAACUUCUGUGUAUUUCCUUAUAUUUUGAUUUUCUUAGAAUGAAGAAGUUGAGCUAAGUGAUCUUUAAGGUCCUAUCUAUUCCUGAUAUUGGAAAAAGGAGAUGGAAGUUCAGAGAAGCCUGCUGCUUGGAUUAGUUGUUAAAGUAUAAAUGGGAUUUGAACAGUAAUAUAUGUUGGGAGGGAGGGUUAGAGAGGAAUUUUUUAAGAGGUUCUUCUACCACAGUGAAAAUGAUAUAAUCAGAAAUCUUUGAAAAGAAGGUGAGUUGUCCUGAGUCAAAAGCAAGGCAAUGGUAAUUGGAACCUAUAUAAUGCUAAAGACUAAGAAAACACACUUACUUGGUGUGGUUUUAUUCUAUUUUGUUGGUUUUUAAAGAGAAAAGAAAAGGGAGGGAAAGGGGAACACCUUGGGAAGAAAUGAGGAUGACUGAGGAAGAACUCACCAUUUUUCAUAAUUGGGGUAACAAGAGGAUUGAAUGCACCCAAGUUCGGGAUAGACAUUAAUUAAAUUUGAUUGCAAAUCUUAUGGGGACAAGGAGAGAGGAAGGGGAUCAAGAGGGAACAUAUAUUUGGGAAGAAAUAAUUACAAACAAAACCAGCUUAAACUUCAGAGGUUAUACAAUAUAUUCAGGUUGAAUUUAUAUAAAGAGUGCAAAGUCUGUUCACCAUUAGGAAAACUGUAAACAACAGUCAUAUUGAAAAAAAAGAAAUUAUAUGAUGAUAUCAGUAGAUUCAGAAGAGAUUUUGAUAAAACAUGACACCCAUUUAUAUUUUUUUAAAAGCAUAGGAAAAAUGGACUGUUCCUUAAUAUAUUAAAUAGUAUCCAUUUAAAACCAGGAACUAGCAUUAAUUGCACUGGAGGAGAAACACCAGAGUCCAUCCUAAUUAGGUUGAGAUAAAGUAACAAUAUCUAUUAUUAGCACUAUUAUUUGAUAUAAUUCUAUAAAUGCUAGUUACAGCAAUAAGACAAUAUAAUAAAGUUGAGGGAAUAAGCAUAGGCAAAGAGGAAACAAAAUUAUCACUUUUCACAAAUGACAUGAUUUAAUUGCAGAACCCUAAAGAUACUAAAAAAAUUAAAAUAAUAAUUUAGAUAAGCUCUCAGGAUAUAAAAUGAACACACUCAAAUCAUUAGCUUUUCUAUAUAUUACCAACAAAAUCAAGCAGGAAGAUAUUUUUUUAAAAGGAAAUUUCAUUUAAAAUAACAGCAGAAUAUAUAAAAAUAUCAACUACCAACAGAUAUAACUAGGAAUUAUGUGAAUGCAACUACAAAACAUUUUUGAAAAAUAAAAUACUUAAGUAAUUGGAAAGAUAUUAAUUUCUUAUGGUUAGAUCAUUCUAAUAUAAUCAAAAUGCUGAUGCUACAUAAAUCUAUUUACUUAUUCAGUGCCAUACCAAUUAAACUACUUUAUAGAACUAGACAAAAUAAUAACAAAAUUAUCUGGAAAAACAAAAAAAUAAAAUUUUUAAAUAAUUUGUUUUAGAAAUGAGAAUGGAUCCUAAACUUUACUACAAAGCAAGAGUCAUUAAAAAAAAAAAACCUAUUCAGUGUUGAUUUAAAAAAUAGAAAAGUUGAUCAGUGGGACAAAUUAGGACAAGUCUCAGAAACAAUUCAACAUAACAGAUCAUUCCAAAAAUCCAAGGACACCAACUUUAGGGGAAAGGACUUACUCAUUAAAAAUUUUGGGCAGAACUAGAAAGCAGAUAUCUAGCAGAUAUUAGCUUUGGAUCAAUAGGUCACACUCAUAUAAUACAAUAAAUUCCAAAUAGAUAUAUGGCUCAGAUGGAGAUACCUUUUAUAACUGUGGGUAAAGGGAGUAGGAUUUUUUAAUCAAAUAAGGAAAUAGAGAUCAUCACAAAAUUUAACAGACAAUUUUGAUUACAUAAAAUUAAAAUUAUUGACAUCAUAAUUAGAAAACAAUAGUAAGCAGAGAGUCUUUGCAGCAAAUUUCUCAGAUAAAGAAUUGAUAUCCAGGAUAUAUAGAAAAUUGAUCAAAUAUAUUAGAAAAAGAGCCAUUCCUCAAUAGAUAGUCAUGGGAUACAGACUGACAUUUCUUUUAAAAAUCUAAACCAAAAAAAAUUUAAAUAAAAAUCUAAACAAUAACCAUGAUAAUUGUUCUACAUUCUAAAAAUAAAAAGUGUAAAUUAAAAUAGUUCUGAAGUUCCAUAUCACACACACACCAGAUUAGCAAGGAUGACAAAAACAUAAAAUGACAAUUUUUGGUAUCAGAGAAUAUACAUAUUAGUAUAUUGUUUGUGAAGUGGUCCAAUCAUUUUGGAAGUAAUUUGAAAAAAAAUAUCCCAAACUCACUAGACUUUGACCCUACAAUAUGACUACUAGAUAUAUAUAUAUACCCUUAAAGAGAUAAUAAAAUUAAGGGAAAGAAGCUAUCUCUACAAAAAUAUAGCAGCAUUUUUUUGGUUGUAGCAAAGAACUGGAAACAAAAUGAGCAUCCCACAACUAGGGAAUGGCAAAUUAUGACAUAUGAAUGUAAUGAAAUGUUAUUACACUGUAAGAAAUAGCAAAAGAAAUGGAUUCAAAAGAGAUUUAUAUGAACUGAUAGAGUGAAAUAGAACAAGGAGAACAAUGUAUUUAAUGAUUGUAAUGUUAUAGAGGGAAACAUCUUUGGGACACUUAAGCGCUCAGAUCAGUUCCAAUGACUAGUCACAAUUACACAAAACUGAUGUCCUUACUACACCCUUGAUGGAAAGUUGAUGUACAUUAGAUGCUGAAUGAGUCAUACCUUCAAACAUGUUUUAAAUGUAUGAAUUUGCUUAUUUAUUUGUUAUAGAGGGGGAUUUUUAAAUAGUGGAGAGAAUUGGGGGGUAGAAAGGUUGUCAUUGAGAUAUGAAAAAAGAAAAGAAUAUCAAUGAAUUAUUUUAAAAAUACACAGAAGAAAAUUGAGAUGUUCAGAAGGAAAUAGAUAAGCAAGGCAGUACUGGUACUAUUGCGUUGAGUUUAACAUAUGUUUAAAAAAGAGAAAUUAUAUAUAAUAGAGAUUUAAAGUUUCAUAUGCAA
This is a messenger RNA of Antechinus flavipes (yellow-footed antechinus), 11502 nucleotides long. RefSeq names its product transmembrane protein 229B (gene TMEM229B). Lineage: Eukaryota; Metazoa; Chordata; Mammalia; Dasyuromorphia; Dasyuridae. The record is from RefSeq and is a predicted model, not a curated record. The transcript is spliced from 3 exons. The coding region runs from base 859 to 1362 and encodes 167 amino acids.